Molecule: messenger RNA, 196 nt
Organism: Racocetra persica
Lineage: Eukaryota; Fungi; Glomeromycota; Glomeromycetes; Diversisporales; Gigasporaceae
Source: the annotation of a GenBank genome assembly
AGAAAGUCAAUUUGACAAUAUUAAAGAUGAAUAUCUUCUUACUAUAGAAUUUGAAGAUGAUUUUGAUUUAGCAAAUAGAAAUAUUCAUCUCACAGAUGAUCUAAAUGCUAAAUGGUCUUUAGGAUCACUAAUGAUAAAUAAUUUAGAAGCACCUUCAUUUUUGGGUAAUGGUUAUAUUUUUUCUAAUGCUAAAUAA